AUGAGAGCCGUACGUCCUGCAAAAAAAAUGAUGGAACAGAGUGCUCGAGGGAAAAGAGUUGUGUGUCUUGUCACGUUACUUCGGUCCGUUAUACAGAUGUCUACCAUUACCAUAUCCGAUGUUAAGGAAAUUAACUAUUUCUCCUGUGAAUCAUCAGACAGAUUCUGGGUGAGUGGUGAAACUGAACUUCUAAAUGUGGAUUCCAGAGGGAAUGUUCUAAGACGUCCUAAGGUUGGAUUCAGUGGAAUUUCCACUAACACCGAUGGAGAGCUAUUGUUUUCAGACACAAUUGGUGUUAAAAAAUUAGAGUCAAAUGGAAUCAUCACCACACUUUUCGCAAUAGACGAGAGUAUAUGGUGUAUCCACUCCUCCCGCAUCAACGGCGACAUACUGUUAGGGUUACGUAAUACUACAUUACGUACCAGUAAAGUAACUAGGUACGACGUGACGGGACAGAAGAUCCUGGAUAUUGAGGAGGACAAUCAAGGAGUGAAGCUAUAUGCAAUUACCAAACUACAUCACAGAGAACAAGAACGGGGAUAUCUGGGUAUCUGUACCGAUAUCCUCAGAAAUGUACUGGUGUGUAAUUCCUCUUUCUCCGAUCCCGGUGUUCAUCUCCUGGAUCAGGACGGUCAGUUCCUGUCUAUGCUGCUGACUAAAGAACAUAAUGUACAAUUUCCCAAAGCUGUGUGUGUGGACGACAAACACAACCUCUAUUUGGGACAGUAUGGCAGUAACAUAAUCACAGUGUACAAAUAUCUUCAGGUCUCAGAAAAUUAA
Messenger RNA from Saccostrea cuccullata (small rock oyster), 780 nucleotides. RefSeq lists its product as uncharacterized. The transcript is spliced from 4 exons. The record is from RefSeq and is a predicted model, not a curated record. NCBI's taxonomy places the organism in Eukaryota, Metazoa, Mollusca, Bivalvia, Ostreida, Ostreidae. The coding region runs from base 1 to 780 and encodes 259 amino acids.